This is a messenger RNA of Olea europaea var. sylvestris, 749 nucleotides long. RefSeq names its product 60S ribosomal protein L14-2. The transcript is spliced from 5 exons. Gene Ontology annotation, molecular function: structural constituent of ribosome; RNA binding. Bases 107 to 511 code for a protein of 134 amino acids. Gene Ontology annotation, biological process: ribosomal large subunit biogenesis; translation. Gene Ontology annotation, cellular component: ribosome; cytosolic large ribosomal subunit. The record is from RefSeq and is a predicted model, not a curated record. NCBI's taxonomy places the organism in Eukaryota, Viridiplantae, Streptophyta, Magnoliopsida, Lamiales, Oleaceae.
UAAAAGCCCAGUCAUAAUCAAAACCCUAUUCCUCGAAACCCUAAAUCGUAUUCCCCUCUCUUACGCACCCUCCUCCUCUGGUGCGCUCUCUCAUAGAUCGCCGAAAAUGCCGUUCAAGAGGUUCGUAGAGAUCGGAAGGGUGGCUCUUGUUAACUACGGCAAGGACUAUGGGAAGCUUGUCGUUAUCGUUGACGUCAUCGAUCAGAAUCGGGCUCUUGUUGAUGCCCCAGACAUGGUGCGGAGCCAAAUGAAUUUUAAGAGGCUGCAACUUACCGACAUCAAGAUUGACAUCAAAAGGGUUCCAAAGAAGAAGACUCUUAUUGCUGCAAUGGAGGCUGCUGAUGUGAAAAACAAGUGGGAAAACAGUUCAUGGGGAAGGAAGCUGAUUGUGCAGAAGAGAAGGGCCUCACUGAACGAUUUUGAUAGGUUCAAGCUAAUGUUGGCUAAAAUCAAGAAAGCUGGUGUUGUUAGGCAGGAGCUUGCAAAGCUUAAAAAGGAGAUCACAGCCUGAGAAAUUUUAAUCUUUUGAUGUUAAGGUUUUCACUUGGUAUUUAAAAAGUUGUUUUGGUUUAUUAUGCAAGAUUUCUUCUACUUAUUGAUGACUUUAUGGGCACAUGAAAAACAGUGUUAUCUUUAAUUGUGGGAUCAAUUCGAAAAUCUUGGUGAUUUUUGUCGAAGGACAACAUGAGCUCAAAUUUUGGUAUAUAUACUGCGUUGUCUGAAUGAGUAUGCUCGUGAAUUCCACGACA